Messenger RNA from Brassica napus (rape), 1500 nucleotides. RefSeq lists its product as uncharacterized. The transcript has 2 exons. NCBI's taxonomy places the organism in Eukaryota, Viridiplantae, Streptophyta, Magnoliopsida, Brassicales, Brassicaceae. The record is from RefSeq and is a predicted model, not a curated record. Bases 899 to 1201 code for a protein of 100 amino acids.
ACUGGUGAUUAGUCCCGGUCUCGAUCUCGUCGUGCCUCACCACGAGGUCGUAGUGGUACGGGAAGACACUCUCAGGGUUCGUCCAGCCACUCUCGGGGGUCGAGCAGCCACUGUCGGGAUUCUUCAUUUCCCGCUCUGGUUUUUGCUCCCGCUGCUGCACCCCCUCCCGUUGCUGCACCCCCUCCCGCUCCUCCAGUCGUUCCGGGAGUGAUGACUGUUGCCCAGUUGGUUCAACAGCCCGGUCGUGAGCAUCUUUCCUAUCUCAUUCCGUGUCCAAAGGGACGACGUCAAACAUGGUAAUUAAAAGUCUUUUUUUUCCUUUCAUUAAAAUUUGAUUCAAUAUUAAUAAUUUGUUUCUUAUAUUAGGUUCAACCGAUCCGGGAAUGGGAUCAGCGCAUGGAUCAACAAUAUGAUGUACUCAAACCUCAGCAAAGGAUAUCCGACUUUCACUUACUUCCCUGCUGAGGACCAGGAGAUGUGGUUUCGUCAGUUUGCGGUAAGUAUUCUAAUUUUUUAACUUAUAUUUUUAAUCUUUAAUAUAAAAUUUCUACAAAUUGUAUUUUUUUUCAGCAAGAGUUCACCUGGAAUCCCGAUCACACGAACUUUAUCCGUGACACCUUCGUCCAUAAAGUUAUGGACAACUAUGGGAAGCAGAUCUACGAGUGGAAGCAGAAGUGGCUCAUCAACCAGGUUUUUUUAAUUUAUUAAACAAUUUUUUGAAUUUAUUAAACUAUUUUUGGAUUUAUUAAACUAUUUUAUAUUUUUUUAUUAAAAAGUCCCGAAGUCGAUCAACAGCACAGUCUGGGAGGAGUUGUGUGUGCAUUGGGAUAAGGACGAGACGAAAGUUACCUCCGUGACCAACUCCGCCAACCGCAAGAGCGAUCGUGGCGGGAAGGGCAUGUACAAGCACAAUUUGGGUGCCCAGACUAUUGCCACUCUGGGGGAUCGCUUGGCGGAUGAAAAUGAUGGCGAGCCGGUUGAUGAUUUCGUCCUAAUGAAGACGGCGCAUACCAACAAGCACACCGGGGAGAUUGAUGAUGGUGUUGUGAGGGAUGUGCUCAGCCUGAUCGAAACUCAGAAGGAAGACGAAGAGACCCGUCUAUCUCAGCUUCAAACCGACCUGGACGCCACUUCGACGGCUUCGACCAACUUGUCCCGGAUUCGAAUCAACGAAAUCGUUGAAUCGGUAUGUUCUUUAUAAAAAAGUUCAAUUCAUUUAUUUCUUUAUUUUCAUUUUAUCAUCUUUUCUAUUAUUUAAAUUUGUUUAUUUUCUAUUUCAGUCGGUUCAAAAGAAGAAGGGACGUUUGGUCGGUUUGGGUCGUCGAGCCCGGUCUGUUCCUCCUUCUGCACCACAACCCUAUGUUGAUCCAGAAGUGCUUAUGGACCAGUUGAAGGACAAAGAUGACCGCAUAGUUGCGUUGGAGCAAAAGAUGGCGGAUCAAGAGGCGGGAUGGGAGGCAACGAGGAAGCAGAACGAGCAAAUGAUGGAGAUGAUGAAGA